This is a messenger RNA of Symbiodinium necroappetens, 252 nucleotides long. The record is from the annotation of a GenBank genome assembly. Lineage: Eukaryota; Dinophyceae; Suessiales; Symbiodiniaceae.
GUGGAGAUCUGUCCGAAGGCCUGGCGCGGGCACAUGGUCAACGUGAACAACUUCUUCUUCACACUAGGUGAAGUCUAUGCAGCCUGGUUGCUUUGGGCCUUCUUGAAAGACUUGAAGCAAACCAGUGACGAGGAGAGUUGGCGCUACGUCACAGCACUGGCCGUCAGUCCGGCCCUGCUAAUCCUGCCCUUCGCCGUGCUGCUCUUAUACGAGUCGCCGCACUACCUAGUUGUUUGUGGGAAGCACGACCAG